AUGGGUGAGGUAUUGAAGGGGCUGAUAGGUGACUUUGUGGAGGUGUAUCUAGACGACAUCGUUAUUUAUUCAUACGAUCUCGAAGAACACCUCAUACACAUAGAAAAAGUAGUGGAAAGACUACAUAGGAGUGGUUUAACUUGUCAGCCGAAAAAGUGUCAUUUUGGGCAGACCCAAAUUUCAUUCUUAGGGCAUAUCGUCUAUGCGGAUGGCAUUGACAAACAACCCGAAAAACCAUUUCUGGAAUCUCGUACCUUCGAAUUGUAUACCGUCAACUCGGCGCUGACGUGGCUACAACGGGCGAAAGAUAAGAACAGUAAACUAUUCCGGUGGGCGCUGCAGUUAGGAACACUAGACUUCGUUAUUCGACAUGUUCCCGGAGUACAGAAUGAGGGUCCCGAUAUGUUAUCUCGAUUCCCGACAGACGGUCCUACGUUGGACGAGGACGCGUUGGAGAAAAAUUUGGUUGGUUUUCCAACGAGUAACAUAGUGGUCGGAAGUAGAGAACCAGAACAGAUUUAUCAUAUUCAUCCGAACUCGAGUAACUCGAGUCCCAUCUCCCUUCAGACAUUAAUUGAUUGGCAGGGUGAGGACCCCAAGAUCAAAGAGAUUAUGUCCAACUUUACGUCACAUAGUCCAGCGUGUAACACGCGACUAAAUCGACUUGAAAAAUUCGAUAAUCUGAUUUAUGAGGAGGGUCUCCUUAAGAAAAGAAAAAAACCAACCCAACAAUGGGAAGUGGUUAGUGUCGAUUUGAUGGGACCUUAUCCGCGCACAAGUCGGGGUAAGACCAACAUCUUAGUAGCCACGGAUUGUCACAGCAGGUGGGUCGAAGAGUAUCCCUUUGGGGCGGCAACAUCCACCGUGAUUACCCAAACUUUGGAAAGGGAGUUGUUCGUGAGAUUCGGUUACCCACGGGUGCUAUUAAACGACAAUGGCCCUCAGUUUACCUCGGACGUGUGGACAAAAGCACUCGACCGAUGGGGGGUGGAGGGUUGGACUACCCCAGUAUACCACCCGAGGGCCAAUCCGGUAGAAAGGCGUAAUCAGGAGCUGAAAAAGGGCCUUCGGGCACUACUGGUGAACGAUAGUCAUCGUUCGUGGGACCAGAAACUCUCCGCGGUUCUGUUCACAUUGCGCAACUGGAAGAACGACAGGACCGGCGUUUCACCGUUAGUUUCGGUGUUUGGACACGAAACCAAAAGUCCUGGAGAUUGGGCACUAAUCGUGAAGUCCGAUAGUACGCCGCGGGUUCCGGCAACAUCGGACAUCAUCACGGUUGCCGAGAAAUCGAAGGAGAACCGGCGAGCGUUUGCCGCCGGGGACCAGGCUUUCAUGUCACGCGAAGGUGAGGAGCAUCUGGCGGGCCGGGACAGCCGGUGGCGGCCGAGCCGAGGCCACAUGCGGUCGAGUCUGGAGGACUUGGUGUGGCAGACCACCUCCCAACUCGACAUCUUGCGGCAGACCAGGGCGACGCUGAUCGGGCUGGGAGCAGAGUUCCCUCCGGACGCACCGCAAGGACUAUCGGUCCAGCAGAUCGGCGACGUGGGGCGAGCACGCGAGGGUUGCACCGGUGAGUCCACCGGCACCGACGGACCGUCGGCCCAUACCGGGGCCAGUCCGCCACACACAGCGGACGGUCCGGAAGGCGACCACGGCGAAGCCACAACCGCGGCCGGCACGCCAAUCACCACCGGAACGCGCAGCACAGGGACCAGCGCUGGCCAGUGCCCUACCACCGGUGCACAGACGUCCCAGCCAGCAACAACGCCGGAGGCUGCCAACCGUCCAGCCGCGGCCACAGCCGGCAACUGCCCAACCACGGGCACAGCCGCCAACCGCCCGACCGCGGACACAGCCGCCAACCGCCCGACCACGAACGCAGCCGACGGCUGUCCAACCGCGGGCCCAGCCGCCAAGCGUUCCACCACGGACACAGCCACCGCCUCCAGCCCCGAUCCCGGAACGGCAGCCGGAAACUCCGGUGGACGCUAUUCCCCGGGAGGGGACCCUGAACGUAGACGAGGAUGCUUGUCAGCCCCUCCCCUCCAGCGGUCGUGUCACACGAACCAAUGGUGGUGGGCGGUGACGACAUCCUUGUCGAUAUCGAGGCCCUAUACCGGGAAUAGUCUUGGCAAGUGGGAAACUGGGUGGUAA
Messenger RNA from Aphis gossypii (cotton aphid), 2157 nucleotides. RefSeq lists its product as uncharacterized. The transcript is spliced from 5 exons. Gene Ontology annotation, biological process: DNA integration. The record is from RefSeq and is a predicted model, not a curated record. Gene Ontology annotation, molecular function: nucleic acid binding. Bases 1 to 2157 code for a protein of 718 amino acids. Lineage: Eukaryota; Metazoa; Arthropoda; Insecta; Hemiptera; Aphididae.